This is a messenger RNA of Solanum verrucosum, 3516 nucleotides long. Its product is annotated as protein PLASTID MOVEMENT IMPAIRED 1-RELATED 1. NCBI's taxonomy places the organism in Eukaryota, Viridiplantae, Streptophyta, Magnoliopsida, Solanales, Solanaceae. The record is from RefSeq and is a predicted model, not a curated record. The transcript is spliced from 3 exons. Bases 34 to 3480 code for a protein of 1148 amino acids.
GCAUCGCUUACUCCUCUGUUUUUGUGGAGAAGAAUGUUAUCAAGAAUGGAUUCUAGGAAAAAAAUUGGUGAGAAGCCUGGAAAUGGGAAGUUGUUGAAUGAUAUUGAAACUAUAAGUAAAGCCCUAUAUUUGGAUAAAACCCAACCUCGGCUUUUGAUGUCUACGGCCAGUAGUCGUUCUAAGUCUGUUGGGAGAGCACGUUUACCGGAGCCCAAGUCGAAGAAUAAAGAUAGUGGUAGAGAUUUAUUAGAGAAGGAUAGUAAUAAGAAGUCCACAUGGAGUUGGAAGAGCUUAAAGUCAUUAACUCAUGUUAAAAACCAAAGGUUCAAUUGCUGUUUUUCGCUUCAAGUCCAUUGCAUUGAAGGGAUACCAGCAUUUUUUAAUGACCUUAGUCUUGUCGUGCAUUGGAGGAGGCGAGAUGGUGAGUUGAUGACAUGUCCUGUGUUGGUUUGUGAAGGUGUAGCUGAGUUUGAGGAAGAGUUGAGUUAUACAUGUUCUAUAUAUGGCAGUAGGAAUGGUCCUCAUCAUUCAGCAAAGUAUGAGGCAAAACAUUGUUUGUUGUAUGCUUCAGUUUGCGCUACUCCUGAACUUGACUUGGGGAAGCAUCGGGUUGACCUUACCAGGUUGCUUCCUCUUACACUGGAAGAAUUGGAGGAUGAGAGAAGCUCAGGUAAGUGGACAACUAGUUUCAAAUUGUCAGGUAAGGCUAAAGGGGCAAGUAUGAAUGUUAGUUUUGGGUAUCAUAUAGUGGGAAAUGGGAACACAUCUGGCACGCUUCCUAGCAAUAGGGAUGUUCUUGAGGGGCGGAACUUGAGGCAGAACAGUGGUGCGGCAAAGCUUCUUGCACAAUCUGAGGAAAGUGAUGAGCUGAGCAUAAUAAGGCGAUCUGGAAGCCUUCCUGCUUGGUCUUCUUAUUCACAGCAGUCUGCAGAAGAUGUAAAAGAUCUUCAUGAGAUUUUACCGGUGCCGAAUUCUGCCCUCUACAAAUCUGUAGAAGUGCUGUAUCAGAAGUUUGAGGAAGAGAAGUUGGAAGCUUCAUUUGAGUUCAAACCAGAGAUUGAUGUGUUCUCUAAUACUGUUGAUAACCUCAAACCAGAAUUGGCCUUGUUAUCAGAUCCUGUGAAGGGAAAUGUUGAAAACGAGUGUGAAAUUGGUGAUUUUUCUGUUAUAGAGCAAGGCAUAGAACAUCCUUUGAAGGAACUGGAGGGAAAAGAAGACGAUUCGGUGAAAUCUGUUGAUGAUGCUGUGACAGAAAGACUUGUACCUGAUAGUACCUUGAAGAUGGCCAUUGAAGAGGAGGCCCAGCCUGUACUAUUGGCCAAGGGUCUUGACAGUGAGAAUGAAGACCUUGCAGUGAGUGCCAACAAUUUUGAGACAGAUGAGUCAGCAAAAGAAUUAAUUAUGAGAGAAUUGGAAUCUGCAUUAAACAGUUUCUCUGACUUGGAAAACGAGGGAUUAUACUCUCAGGAACAUGAGAAUGAAGUUAUAAAUAAUGAUGGUUACUUGGACGCUAAAGAGAACUAUAAAGAGCUUAGGAAGGGAAAAUCCCUCAGCGUGGAUUACAUUACUGAAUCCGUGGCUAGUGAUUUCCUGGAUAUGCUAGGGAUUGAGCAUAGUCCAUUUGGCCCAAGUUCUGAGAGCGAGCCUGAUUCCCCACGAGAACGAUUAUUGAGGCAAUUUGAGAAGGACACUCUGGCUGGUGGGUGUUCUUUGUUUAACCUUGAUAUGGACAUUGAAGAAUUUUCUUCUGAUGCUCCAAGUGUAUCUCAGUGGAGGAGCAUCUCUGAGAAUUUCGGUUACUCAUCUUCUGCACAAUCGUAUGAGGAGAUACCCAAGAUAGCAAUUGAGGAAACAAGUAACAAAACAAGAGCUUACAUGUUGGAGGACUUGGAGACCGAGGCUUUGAUGCGUGAAUGGGGCUUGAAUGAGAAGUCAUUUGAAUGUUCUCCACCAAAAAGCUCUUGUGGUUUUGGCAGCCCAAUCGAUAUGCCUCCUGAAGACCCUUACCAAUUGCCUCCUCUUGGAGAAGGCCUAGGAAACUUGCUACAAACUAAAAAUGGAGGAUUCUUAAGGUCAAUGAAUCCUGCAAUUUUCAAUGAUGCUAAGAGUGGAGGGAGUUUAAUAAUGCAGGUAUCCAGUCCGUUGGUGGUGCCUGCAGAAAUGGGGUCUGGUAUAAUGGACAUACUGCAGCACUUGGCCUCCAUUGGAAUAGAAAAGCUCUCGAUGCAGGCAAGUAAAUUAAUGCCUUUGGAAGAUAUAACUGGGAAGACAGUGGAACAAAUUGCCUGGGAAAAUGCACCGAGCUUAGGACCUGAAAGACAAGAUUUAUUCCAACAUGAGUUUGAAUUUGGGCAAAAUAUGGAAAACAUUCAAAGUAAAAAGGCAGAAUCGCAUGGACCAAUGUCUAGUAAGUUGGAAACAAGUUCUACCACUCACAUGGACGCCGAAUAUGUAUCCUUGGAAGAUCUUGCUCCUUUGGCAAUGGAUAAAAUUGAAGCCCUUUCAAUUGAGGGUUUGAGAAUACAGACAGGCAUGUCAGAUGAGGAUGCGCCUUCAAACAUCAGUGCUCAAUCUAUUGGCAAGUAUUCAGCCUUUGAGGGACAGAAGGUCAAUCUGGGUGGAGCAGUAGGUCUGGAAGGGGCAGGUGGAUUGAAGCUUCUGGACAUUAAAGACAAUGGUGAUGACGUUGAUGGGCUUAUGGGCUUAUCUCUGACACUUGAUGAAUGGAUGAGGUUGGACUCGGGAGAGAUUGACGAUGAAGAUGAGAUUAGCGAGCGAACCUCCAAACUGCUGGCAGCUCAUCAUGCUAUCAGCACAGACUUGUUUCAGGGCAGGUCAAAGGGAGAGAAGAGACGCGGAAAGAGUAGGAAAUGUGGUUUGCUGGGAAACAACUUUACAGUGGCACUAAUGGUGCAGCUCCGUGAUCCCUUGCGGAAUUAUGAGCCAGUUGGUACACCUAUGCUUGCUCUUGUCCAGGUAGAGAGAGUGUUUGUACCACCUAAACCUAAGAUAUACAGCACAGUUUCUGAGGUUAGAAACAACAAUGAAGAUGAUGACGAUGAAUCUGCACCUCCGAAAAAUGACUCGAAUGUGGACAUCAAAGAAGAGAAAAUCCCCGAGGUUGAGUCAAUCGCACAGUACAAAAUAACUGAAGUGCAUGUUGCAGGUCUGAAGAGUGAGCAAGGUAAAAAGAAAUUAUGGGGUUCCACAACUCAAGAACAGUCUGGCUCUCGUUGGUUGGUUGCUAAUGGAAUGGGAAAGAAAAAUAAACAUCCAUUUAUGAAGUCAAAGGCUGCUAACAAAUCUUCAAAGGAAGCUGCUUCAUCAGCAACAACCACUGUGCAGCCUGGUGAUACACUAUGGAGCAUAUCUUCUAGGGUUCAUGGUACAGGCACUAAAUGGAAGGAUAUAGCAGCACUAAAUCCACAUAUCCGGAAUCCAAAUGUGAUACUACCUAAUGAAACAAUCAGACUGAGGUAGUGGUGGAAACUUUGUUAUUCAUUGGGACGAAGUGAC